GAGGAAAGUAUUUCACCCACCGGGCAAAGGCUGCCGCUGCUGCCGCCAGCUGCGUAAAAGCAGCAGCCGCAGCAGCCCCCCAGCAGCCGGGGCUCAACGGGUUUCCAUUGCCAUGGAAAGCAGAACCGGGGCCGGGGGCGGGAGUGCGACAACCCAGUUUGUCUGGACUGCCGCCGUUUAGAUACCCGAAUUGCCUGCCUCCAAACUGCGGAGAGGAAGGUUUUGCUACUUGUGCUGCUGGCCUCUGGACCCUUCUUUCACCCACCACUGACCUCUGGUAGUGUGACAUUGUAUCAUGCAUGCCACUGAUCCCAGGGGAAACUCCCCUGUUUUCCUACAACCUCAGAAUGGGAACAGCCAUAGAUCUUCAGGUUAUGUUCCAGGAAGGGUUGUUCCAUUGCGCCCACCACCCCCACCAAAGAGCCAAGCUUCAGCCAAAUUUACCUCUGUCAGACAAGAAGCCCAGGCAACCUUUGCAUUCUCUGCUGAGGAGCAGCGCUCACAGAGAGAAGACCGAAAGCAGAAGAGGCACAAAAAUACAUUCAUUUGUUUUGCUGUUUCCAGCUUUACAUUUUUUGUUGCACUUGCAGUCAUUUUAGGAAUAUCCUCAAAAUAUGCUCCAGAUGAAAAUUGCCCAGAUCAAAACCCACGUCUCAGGAAUUGGGAUCUAAAACAUGAUCCUGAAAAGCAAGUCAUUGUCAAGAAAGGAGAUUGGCUCCGUUUAAGCUCAGAUGUUACGGUGAAUUCCAUAGUCAUCCAGGAUGGAGGGUUACUUGUCUUUGGUGAUGAUAAAGAUGGAUCCAGAAAUAUUACUUUGAGGACUCGUUAUAUCCUGAUCAAGGAUGGUGGAGCGCUUCAUAUUGGAGCAGAAAAAUGCCGCUAUAAAUCCAAAGCGACCAUUGCCUUAUUUGGCAAAUCGAAUGAAGGUGACAGUAUGCCAACAUUUGGCAAAAAGUUUAUUGGUGUGGAAGCUGGUGGGACGCUGGAGUUGCAUGGGGCUCGGAAAACAUCAUGGACACUCUUAGCAAAGACUCUGCGUUCCUCAGGGCUGACCUUUGGUUCUUAUACUUUUGAAAAGUCCUUUAACCGAGGUCUCAACGUGCGGGUCAUUGACCAAGACACUGCCGAAGUUUUGGUGAUUGAUAGGUUUGAUACCCACGAGUACCAAAAUGAGAGCAGGCGACUUCAGGAGUUUUUAAAAGCCCAGGCUCCUGGCCGGAUUGUUGCUAUUGCUGUUGGAGAUUCAGCUGUCAAAAGCCUCCUAGAAGAAACGAUCUUGACCAUCCAAAAUCUUCUGGGAAGUAAGCUGAUCAAAGGAUUGAGUUACAGGCAAGCUUGGGCUUUGGUUGCUGUCACUGGUGGUGGAAGUGCCUCUUGCAACGAAUCAGUGAGGAAUUAUGAAAAUCACAGCAGUGGAGGGAAGGCUCUUGCCCAAAGAGAAUUUUUCACAGUUGAUGGUCAGAAAUUUGCUGUAACAGCUUAUAGUGAAUGGAAUGAAGGGGUAUCCCUUUCAGGUUUCCAGGUAGAGGCCAUAGAUGGAGUAAAGCUACAUCUGGUGGAUGAUGUCAGCAACUGGAAACCUGGAGACCAGAUUGUGGUUGCAAGCACAGACUAUUCAAUGUACCAAACAGAGGAAUUUACUCUUCUUCCUUGUCCUGAAUGCAACAGCUAUGAGGUCAAAGUCAGAGAAACCCCUAAGUUUCUGCACAUGGGAGAGAUAGUUGAUGGAGUGGAUAUGCGGGCUGAGGUUGGAGUUCUUAGCCGAAAUGUGGUGAUCAGAGGAGAGAUGGAAGCCUCCUGCUAUGCUGACAACCAAUGUCAAUUCUUCAACUACGAUACCUUUGGGGGACAUGUCCAGAUUCAGAAAAAUUUCACCUCAGUCCAUCUUUCCCACGUGGAACUAAAGCACAUGGGGCAGCAGCAGCUGGGGAAAUAUCCCGUGCAUUUUCACCGAUGUGGCGAUGUGGAUGAUAGAGGAGGUUACAGACCUCAGACUUACCUGGAUGGUGUGUCUAUUCAUCACUGCUUCUCUAGAUGUGUUACUAUCCAUGGAACAGAUGGUCUGCUGAUAAAAGACACUAUUGGCUUUGACACACUAGGCCAUUGUUUCUUCUUGGAAGAUGGCAUUGAGCAAAGGAAUAUUUUGUUCCACAACCUUGGGCUUGUCACCAAACCAGGCACUCUCCUUCCCACUGACAGGAAUAACACCAUGUGUAUAGGCAUUAGAGGGAAAGUGUUUGGAAAUUAUGUCCCCGUGCCUGCUACAGAUUGCAUGGCUGUUUCAACAUUCUGGAUUGCUCAUCCUAAUAACCAUCUGAUAAGUAAUGCAGCUGCUGGCUCACAGGAUGCCGGAAUAUGGUAUUUAUUCCACAAGGAAGCCACAGGAGAAUCCAGUGAAUCACAUGGAUUAACCAAAGCAGAACUUACACCACUGGGUAUUUUUUAUAACAACAGAGUACAUUCAAAUUUUAAGGCAGGUUUGUUUAUUGACAAAGGUGUAAAAACAUCCAAUGCUAGUGCUUCUGAUCCAAGAGAGUAUCUGUGUUUGGAUAACAGCGCAAGGUUUCGACCUCAUCAAGAUGCAGACCUAGAAAAACCCCGUGUUGCUGCUCUCAUUGACAGACUCAUCACUUUUAAAAAUAAUGAUCAUGGAGCAUGGGUCCGAGGAGGAGAUAUUAUCAUUCAGAAUUCAGCAUUUGCAGAUAAUGGGAUAGGCUUAACCUUUGCCAGUGAUGGAAGCUUCCCCAAUGAUGAAGGUUCCAGCCAAGAAGUAUCAGAGUCUCUGUUUGUUGGGGAGAGUCAAAACUAUGGCUUUCAGGGUGGUCAGAACAAGUAUGCAGGCAUUGGAGGGAUCUCCAAGAGACUUCGGACUUUGCCUAGGAACAGGACAUUUCCAAUUAGAGGUUUUCAGAUUUACGAUGGACCUAUUCAUCUCAGCAAAAGCACAUUCAAGAAUUAUAUGCCAACUGCAGAUAGAUACAGCAGUGCCAUUGGGUUCCUAAUGAAGAAUGUUUGGCAGCUGACACCCAAGAAUAACAUUUCUCUGGUGAAGUUUGGUGCUCAUGUUUCUUUGAACGUCUUUUUUGGGAAACCUGGUCCCUGGUUUGAAGAUUGUGACCUGGACGGUGACAAGAAUUCUAUAUUCCAUGAUGUUGAUGGCUCUGUAACGAGAUACAAGGACACUUACGUGGGUAGAAUGGACAACUACUUGAUCAGACAUCCAGACUGUGUUAAUAUGGCCAAGUGGAAUGGAAUUAUCUGCAGUGGGACCUAUGCCCAGGUUUAUGUGCAGACAUGGAGCAUGCAAAAUCUUAGCAUGACCAUCACACGGGAUGAGUACCCAUCCAACCCCAUGGUACUGCGAGGGAUUAACCAGAGAGCUGCAUUUCAGCAGUACCAGCCAGUAGUAAUGCUAGAAAAGGGAUACACUAUUCACUGGAAUGGACCAGCCCCACGAGCUACCUUUCUUUACCUCAUAAAUUUCAACAAGAAUAACUGGAUUCGAGUUGGCCUCUGCUAUCCCUCAAACACCACUUUUCAAGUUACAUUUAGCAGAUACCACAGGCAGAAUGGCAUUUCUACCAAUGUGGAAGAAUAUGAGCCUGUACUUUCGAUGGAAGAACUGGAAAGGAAGCCUUCUGACAGAAAGUUCUAUUUUGAUUAUAGCACAGGAUUGCUGUUUCUGUACCUCAAAGCUAAAAACAACAGGGAAGGUCACGGUUAUUGCUCAUCUGAGGGAUGUGAACGGAUCAAGAUACAAGCAACAACUAGCUCAAAAGAGAUCAGUAAUUGCAUGGCUAAAGCUUACCCACAAUACUCCAAGAAACCAUCAGUCACCAAGAAGAUGCCAGCAAUGUUAACUGGACUCUGUCAAAGCUGUGGCACACAUCAGAUGGUGUUUACCAGUGAUCCUCACAAGUUCUACUUGCCUGUACAGUUCCAGUCACCUAGCAAAGCAGACAUUCAGCGUGGAAAUAAAUCCUUCAUCUCUGUCAAUGGUACCAACUAUCCAGUCACAGGUGUGGGUCUGUAUCUCCUUGUUGUGGAUGCCUGUAGUGUUCCUUGCCGAGUAUCUCAAAACAAAUUAUUCUCUUUUAAUGAAGUUGAACGUCUGAAAGAAUAUUUAAAAACAUCAAUUCCUGUGAGGUCAAUUGUUCUGCUGAGCACAAGAGGAGAAAUUAAAAAUCUGAAUAUUUCUGAAGCUUUAAUACCCCUGGGAUUAGCCAAACCAGCUCAUCUUCAUAACAAAGGGAGUAUAGUAUUCCUGGGAUUCAGCGGAAACUUUAAACCAGCGUGGACCAAACUGUUUACCAGUCCUGCUGGACAGGGCCUAGGGCUGCUUGAAAAAUACAUACCUUUGCAACUGGAAGAGUAUGGCUGCGACAAAGUCCACAGUAUCCGAAGAAGAGACAUCGAACUUUUAAAGAGAGCUUCAAGAGCACAUUAGAGACUAAAAUAUAACUUAAGUGCUAGGGGAAAAUGUGAACUAACUUAUUUAAUUUAUGGCAUUUUAAAUGACACUGUUAAAACCUGAGGAAAUCAUUUUGCUGUUUGCGACAGAAGCCUGAAUCGACAGCUUCAGUGCCAGUCUGUGCACCUUCUCAUUGUACAAAAUGUUAAAGAAUUUAUUCCUAUUUGUAAAGCCAGUUUAUUCAGAGUGUCUCUUCUCCCUUUCCCUUGAUGCCUUUCCCUCCUCCUCCUCCCCCAUCCUAGUUUGUAUUUACUGUACACAGUUUUCUAGUUUUUGUAUUGUGGAGAAACCUGGGGUGUUCACAAGAAUGUGCCUGAGGCUAAUUUGGGGGCAA
Vombatus ursinus (common wombat) is the source of this 4805-nucleotide messenger RNA. It is a transcript of the gene CEMIP2, whose product is annotated as cell migration inducing hyaluronidase 2. The coding region runs from base 296 to 4447 and encodes 1383 amino acids. The transcript has 25 exons. The record is from RefSeq and is a predicted model, not a curated record. NCBI's taxonomy places the organism in Eukaryota, Metazoa, Chordata, Mammalia, Diprotodontia, Vombatidae.